This is a messenger RNA of Cyphomyrmex costatus, 1127 nucleotides long. Its product is annotated as protein rolling stone. Gene Ontology annotation, cellular component: membrane. The transcript has 2 exons. The record is from RefSeq and is a predicted model, not a curated record. The coding region runs from base 43 to 903 and encodes 286 amino acids. Lineage: Eukaryota; Metazoa; Arthropoda; Insecta; Hymenoptera; Formicidae.
AAGAAAUUGCCAAAGCUCUCCGUGUUAUGCGGUCACCGCACAAUGGUGAGCAAACUUUGGUGCCAAGAAAUUGGCCGCAGGUGGAAACAGACGGUCAAACAGGAACCACCGCAGGCCCGUGUGCUAUCCGAACCAAAGUGCCAGUCGUAUGUGGCCAUCUGGUAUCUGUACUAUCGUUGGAUCAUCUUCCUCGUCUGGGCCGCUUUUGUCAUAUGUUCGGUGUUUGAAUUCGGCAGUUACAAACCACUAAAGCAGCACGAGAAAUGGCCAAUCUAUCUGACAAACUGGGACAUGGCUCUGGGCUUUACACAAGCGCUGAUCGGUGGUAUCCUCGUGUCAAAGCGAUGGCGAUUGCAGAAGAUAUCCGGUUUCGAUCCUUGCAGUCUCAAACUGGAGUCUACUGAGCGACUGUACUGGUUUCUGUACGUCGUCACGACCAAUAUGGCAAUUGGCGUAACGGUGUGCUACUGGCUCGCUGUAUAUAAUCCGGCAAUCCAUCAGGUGGACCCGCUCAAUAUCAUGAUGCACGUGUGCAAUAGCGUGCUGAUGCUGACUGAUCUAUUUGUCACCAGCGUACCAUUCCGUCUGCGCAACUUCUGGUGGUGCCUAUCGAUUGUUAUGUUCUACGUAAUCUUCUCAGUGAUCUAUUAUGUUGCUGGCGGUCUUGACAAGUAUGGUUAUCAUUACAUCUACAAAAUCCUCGAUUGGAAGAAGCCAGUACGAACGUCACUCGUUUGUAUUGGCGGUUUCACAUUUGUGACAGUGCUGCAUUGCAUCACUUGUACAUUGGCAAACAUCAGAGACCGGAUCUAUCGCAAGACUGCCGAGAAAUUUAAUAAACCUGCGCAGAUAAAUAUGACGAAUGACAAACCGCUUCCGGAAAAAACAACGGAAGUAGUUUAAUCAUUACAAAUUUAUUUAGAAACAAUUGUUAAUAUCCUUAGCACGUAAGGUCCCGAAGCAUGGAACAAUCUAAUAUUCAGUAAGUCGGAAUAAAACGUGUAUUCUUGACAUGGCUGCGUCCGAAAGUAGAAUCCUAGCGAGCGAGGCUAUGGCUUUCUAUGGCUAGCUUGUUUGUAAAAAUGAGUAAAAUAUUAAUAGAAAGUUUACAGUGAUGAGUGAUAUAU